Molecule: messenger RNA, 1452 nt
Organism: Lithohypha guttulata
Lineage: Eukaryota; Fungi; Ascomycota; Eurotiomycetes; Chaetothyriales; Trichomeriaceae
Exons: 3
Coding region: 1-1452 (483 amino acids)
Molecular function (GO): oxidoreductase activity; FMN binding
Source: RefSeq, a predicted model, not a curated record
AUGGCACAAAACACCGAAUACGACAAAGCAUCCCUCCCACCCACCACCAAACCUCUUCCCGCAGCACCAAAUGGACCACAUUCAACCGCAGACAAGCGCGCACACCUCCGCGUCGGAUCAGACGAGGGCACAGAUGUGGGCUUACUGGGCACAACAUUGAAGUUUGAGUUCAGUGGUAAGACGGCGAUGAAUAGGUUUCUGAAGGCGCCGAUGACUGAGCGGUUGUGUACGUGGAAUGAUGUGGAGAAGGGGGAGGAUGAGACGUAUCGAGGUGUACCGACGAAGGAGUAUACGUACUUAUAUGAGCAGUGGGGCAAAGGCCAAAUAGGCGUAAUCGUAACAGGAAACACCAUGCUCCGCUACGACGCCCUCGAAGCCUACGGCAAUCCCAUCCUCUCCGACGACCACGACAACCGAGUUCAAGCCUUCGCCGAAGUCGUCAAAGUCUCAAAAGCCCAAGGCUCACUCUGCGUUGCUCAACUAUCACAUCCAGGCCGCCAGGGAAGUAAAUACCUCAAUCCACAUCCCGUCAGCGCCAGCGAUGUACACCUAACCAUCAAAUGGGCCGGAAACGAGUUCGCUAAGCCCCGAGCCAUGGCAAAGGACGAGAUCAGGGAAAUGGUCAGACAGUGGGGAGAAACAGCGUAUCUAUGCUGGAAGGCUGGGUUCGAUGGUGUGCAGGUCCAUUGUGCGCACGGUUAUUUACUCGCGCAGUUUCUGUCUCCGACCACGAACCACAGAACCGACGAGUAUGGCGGAAGUUUCGAGAACCGUAGCAGAAUCGUCUUCGAAGUCAUUCGUGAAAUCGACGAACGGAUCCGAAAACACGAUCCCAGCUUCAUCGUUUGCGUCAAGUUGAACAGCGUCGAAUUCCAGGAUAAAGGUACCACUCCCGAACAAGCACGAAUGCUCUGCGUCAAGCUCGAAGAAGCACGUGUCGAUUUCGUGGAUUUAUCAGGCGGCACUUUUGAGGGCCGUGCGUUCCAUCACGUCAAAGAGAGCACGCAGAAACGAGAGGCGUACUUCAUUGAGUUUGCGGAGAUGAUUCGACCACUACUGAAAAAGACAAAGGUCUACGUCACAGGUGGGUUGAGGAGUGCAAGUGGAAUGGCCAAGGCUGUUGGUGAAGGUGCGUGCGACGGGAUUGGGAUUGGCAGACCGUUGGCUGCAGAACCGUUCCUGUGUAAGGAGAUAUUGGAGGGGAGAGUGACGGGGGCGAUUGAGAAUCUUGUGCCGUUGCCGUUGAAUACGCAGGCGAGUGGAACGCAGAUACAUCAGAUUGGGCUGGCGCAUGAGGCGAUUAGUGAUUGGAGUGUCGAGGGGGAGGUUGAGAGGUGGAAGGAGGCGAAUGAGAGGGAGACGGCGAGGAAGAUUAGUAUUUUGCCAAAGGUGGAUAGUAGUGGGUAUCCGAUGUUGAGGGCUGAGGCUGGCUUUAGGUAUUUGGAAGUUUGA